AACGCCCAGCUCACUUCCUGGUCUCCCUGUCAAACACAGCUCUGCGCGAAAGCCUCGGUGGAUCACCACAGAUGCCCUCAGCUGACGCCCCGACGCACCGCGGUAUCUCCUCACCCGACCGAUACUACAUGACCAAUGGCUUUCCGGAAAGUUCUGAAGCGGACGGCCAUCGUGGGCACGGGGGCCGCGGCCACACUCUUCGGCCUAUCACAGCUGGUGGAGUACAGGAAGACACAGCAUGGAUUGGUGCGUCUCGCCCGCCAGGCGGCGGAGAUGGAGCUUAAGGUCCCGUUCGCUGACGAGCUGCCGUCCCGCGGUGCCCAGCUGGCCACCCUGAGGGACACUGAGGAGUUUGACGUCCUCAUCGUCGGGGGCGGGGCCACGGGGGCCGGCUGCGCCCUGGAGGCCGUCACACGCAACCUGAAGACGGCGCUGGUGGAGAGGAACGACUACUCGUCCGGGACCAGCAGCCGGAGCACCAAGCUGAUCCACGGCGGAGUGCGCUACCUGCAGAAAGCCAUCAUGAAACUGGACUACGAGCAGUACAUGAUGGUGAAGGAGGCCCUCCAUGAACGUGCCAACCUGUUGGAAAUUGCUCCUCACCUAUCAGCGCCAUUACCCAUUAUGCUCCCUGUCUACAAAUGGUGGCAGCUGCCGUACUACUGGGCAGGCAUCAAGAUGUACGACCUGGUGGCCGGCAUGGAGUGCCUGAAGAGCAGCUACGUGCUCAGCAAGACGAAAGCCCUGGAGCUCUUCCCCAUGCUGAAGAAGGACCGGCUGGUCGGGGCCAUCGUCUACUACGACGGUCAGCACAACGACGCGCGCAUGAACCUAGCGAUCGGCCUCACCGCGGCUCGCUACGGUGCCGCCAUGGCUAACUACACGGAGGUGGUUAACCUGCUGAAGAGGGCCGACCCUGAGACGGGCGUUGAGAAGGUCUGCGGCGCACGCUGCCGCGACGUGCUCACGGGUCAGGAGUUUGACGUGCGAGCCAAGUGUGUGAUCAACGCCACUGGGCCCUUCACCGACUCACUGCGGAAGAUGGACGACCAGAAGACCACCAACAUCUGCCAGCCUAGCGCCGGGGUGCACAUCGUCAUUCCCGGCUACUACAGUCCGGACAACAUGGGUCUCCUGGACCCCGCCACCAGCGACGGCCGCGUCAUCUUCUUCCUGCCCUGGGAGAAGAUGACCAUCGCUGGGACCACCGACUCCCCCACAAACGUCACAGCCCACCCCAUCCCCACCGAGGACGACAUCACCUUCAUCCUCAACGAGGUCCGCAACUACCUCAGCCCCGACGUGGAAGUACGUCGUGGGGACGUGCUGGCAGCCUGGAGUGGGAUCCGGCCCCUGGUGACGGACCCCAACUCUAAAGACACCCAGUCCAUCUGCAGGAACCACAUCGUCAACGUCAGCCAGAGCGGCAUGGUCACCAUCGCUGGGGGAAAGUGGACUACGUACCGCUCCAUGGCGGAGGAGACGCUGGAUGCGGCCAUCCAGACCCACGGCCUGGAGGCGUCAGCCAGCAAGACCGUGGGUCUGGUCCUGGAGGGGGGCCGCGACUGGUCGCCCACCCUCUACAUCCGCCUGGUGCAGGACUACGGCCUGGAGAACGAGGUGGCCCAGCAUUUGGCGUCGACAUAUGGCGGGAAGGCGUUCGAAGUGGCCAAAAUGGCGCAGGUCACCGGUAAGAGAUGGCCCAUCGUCGGCAAAAGGCUGGUGUCCGAGUUUCCCUACAUCGAGGGCGAGGUGCUGUACGCCAUCAAGGAGUAUGCCUGCACGGCCAUUGACGUCAUCGCCCGGCGCACGCGGCUGGGCUUCCUCAAUGUCCAGGCAGCCGACGAGGCCCUGCCGCGCAUCGUGGAGCUAAUGGGCAAGGCGCUCAACUGGACCAGCGACCGGAAAACUGAUGAGUUGGAGGCAGCCAGGAAGUUCCUGUACUAUGAGAUGGGCUACAGGACUCGGUCAGAACAACUCACGAAGACCUCUGAGAUCAAUCUGGACUACCAGGAAGUAGUCAGGUACAAAAACCGCUUCCACAAGUUUGACAAGGAGAGCAAAGGAUUCAUCACAACGGUGGACGUACAGAGCGUGCUGCAGAGCAUCAACAUUCAGAUCGAUGAGAACUCCCUGCAUGAGAUCCUCAGCGAGGUGGACCUCAACAAGAACGGACAGGUGGAGAUCGACGAGUUCCUGCAGUUGAUGAGUGCGGUGAAGAAGGGCCAGGUGUCUGACAGCCGUCUGGCCAUCCUGCUGAAGACGGCUGAGGAGAGUUUGGACUUGAGGGCGCCCGUGUCCGUAGACCGCAGCGGGGGCGGAGUCUAAUCGGACCACGCCCACUCCCUAGACCACACCCACCUUCCUUUCCCUGUUCUUGUCGUUUUUGUCAACGCGAGAAAGAAAACGACAACGACAACAAGAAGAAGGUAGGUCGUAUGGAGAUGAGACCCAUUUCAAUGACAAUGCUGCAAUCAAGGGACGCAGCCGUGGUGAUUUGUCUUUGGCCAAAUCAAGCCCAGGCUCAUAACCACGAGGGGGCGGUUACUGUGUGAGAGAGACUAAUGUCCAGUGAUCAACAAAUCCGUCUCCGCUAGUGGUGGAGAGUCGUACCUGGGGCCGGGUAAGGGCAACUGAUUGCCGCUUCACGACGUUGAUUGACGCCUCUGAUCUGAUCCAUCUCUGUCAUCCACCAGGCCGCUGGCACAGUUCCCGCUUCGUUCUGCUUGUGUCUGUUAGUCGUUUUCUUUUAACUUUUAUUUGGAUUGACGUGAUUUGUUGUCGGCUUUUCUAGAUAUGUUGCUGCUGAUGAUUUACGCCAUGUUAAUCUCGAGUGAAAUGUAAGAAGGUAUUUUCAUUCAAUAACACUGCAAGACUGUAACCGUUUCGAGUGCUUUCCACAUACAUGCGCCGAUUCCGGGGUUAUGUCUCACCAGGGAAGGUGGAUUCAUUCAUCCCUCUAAACGCAAAGGUUUCUAUUGGUCAUCAGUGCUAGCCUGUUAACUAGCCCCAGCUCCUGUUCAUGGCUAAUGUUAGUAGCCAUAAGUGUCUUGUUGGAGUUAACUCUUUUUUGGAAUAGCAGUGACAAUAUGGACUCCUUUCUGGAAACUACAGUUCCCACUAGUAAAGCGAUACUUGGCAAAUUUCAACACAUUCAGAAAUCAUUUGGUAAUUAGCAUCCACUAUCCAUCACAGAAUUGCAAACCCUUUUCAUUAAAGUUAGAUAAGUUAAAGUAAGGAUUAGGAUUUGUCAUUGUGGGGACUCUUUUAUGUUUGAGACACACCACUUACUUGUGGGGACCAAGGCCACACCUGGCCCUGCAACUAGUGCUUUCUAAGACUUUCUAACGCCAUACACGCACUCCUGCCUUUCUAUUGCACUACUGCCCGAGUCCUGCUGGGAGAAGGUUUACAACACAAGAUUUCCCGCUUUAUCUUUGCUCUUCAGAGUUUGGAAAACAAGAUUUUUUGUCGUCAUAACCGACGUCACGCUCCUUUUAUAACAGAUGUAUAAACUCUUACUCUCGCUCACUUCUGAGACACACUCGGAGUGUACUUUUUAUAUUUACCGGGAUCAGUGACGCUGACGCACAGAUAACUGAAUCACAAAGGGAGACGUGUGGGGUGAUGGGAUCUGAGUGAUUCUAAAAAAAAAUAGUUGGCUUGAAAAAAUCUGUUAUGUGUACAGAUGCUUUAGCAUAGGGUUCUUCGUACCAAAAUGUAAUAUAUUUUAUAUUUAUAUUUUAACAUAUUUUAUAUUUGAAUCUUUGUCGGAGUGAAGGGGGUUCUGUAAAGGUUAACAGCAGAUACAGGAAAGUGUAUGAAAAACAAGGAGACCAAAGGUUAAUAGCAGAUACAGGAAAGUGUAUGAAAAACAAGGAGCCCAAUGAACUGUAAAUUAUCUGUUUUAUUGAGUCCUAUGUGUCGCUCGGUUUGGUCUUAAUCUCUCAAACGUAGUCUUUUACGUUUCAGUUAUUUUAAGUUGGAUGCAGUCAAUGAGGAUACAAAUUGGAAAGUAGCGAUAUGAAUGUAUGCAAUGUGCCUUUAUUUGGUCAAAUAUCAGAUGAAAUGUCCCUACUUUCACUGCUUUACUCCGUCUCACUCUGUGAAAUUCAAUUAGCAUGCAAAGAUACUAAUUGAAUAUAUAUAUAUAUAUUAGUGCUGUAUUUUUUAAUAUUCUAAAUAUCCCUUGAUUUCGUGCUGCCAGACUUUUAGUGAGAUCAGAGAGUUUUGAGAAGGACAGUAAUAAAAUAUAUUUGGUAAGAUGGAUAGUCCACUGGUCCACUUGACAUCGGGUAGGUGCAUGACAGUGGUAGGCCUACCGUAAAACUUCAAUAGCCCAGGCUUUUAUUUGUUUCAAUCACAGAACUUUCGAACAAAACCCUUGCUCCGCAUAGAUGGGAAAUAUUAAUUAUUUUAAACCAGUAUGAAUAUUCCUACCGUACAUAGGCCUAUACACAUAACCAGGCUAUCGAAAAAGGCCCACACACGCACACACGGUGGCGGAGUGGUAAUCGGGAGAGUUGGGAGAAUUCCCAGCCGGCCGUUAACGUUUCGGGGCUGUCGGGCUGAUUACUGCGGGAAAAACAAUAUUGCGUUUGUAAAAGUUCCUUGCAGCGCUGUCCGGCAGCCUGAGCUGUGCGCCCGCAACCUCUCACUCACUCAACAGCCGCAUCACUAACAAAUUGUCAACGUCGCAACCAAGUCGAUUUUGUCUAGAGAGGAGUAACUGGGCGGCCCCUCCUGAAGUGGUACAGCCCAAGUGGGCCUUGAACUGCGAUUGGUCAGAAAGACGUAACAGCUAAUGACAACGUUGAACUCUUGUGCAGGCUCGAACAGAGUGACACACAAACAAGCACACACUAUUACAGUUUUUUUCACCCGCUCCGUAUCAUUGCUUGCCCCACGAAGUUUGUGCGGCGUGCUUGUUGUUUUGUUUCCGGUGUUGCUAGAUCCGUUAUGGUGUUGUCAUUUUUCUAACGCGACUAGUUGUUGCUAGACAGCAGGUGAAAAAACGACAAAGUUUGCCAAGCCAAAAGAGUGUUAGUCGCGCGCUAAAAAAAUUAACGCCGUUAAAAUUGGUUUGCAUUAAAGCCGUCAAUAACGCUUUAAACUGACAGCACUAAUGUAUGUAUAUAUAUAUAUAUAUAUAAUGGAUAUUAUCUAAAAGGAUUUAUGUGCUGUUUUGUGUGCAGAAGUCGGCUCGGUUCUUGCCACGUUUUGACACGUUGCCAUGGUAAUAGAAACAAAGUUAAGCUAUAUUUUUGUGAUA
Molecule: messenger RNA, 5272 nt
Organism: Gadus morhua (Atlantic cod)
Lineage: Eukaryota; Metazoa; Chordata; Actinopteri; Gadiformes; Gadidae
Gene: gpd2
Product: glycerol-3-phosphate dehydrogenase 2 (mitochondrial)
Exons: 18
Coding region: 136-2328 (730 amino acids)
Biological process (GO): glycerol-3-phosphate metabolic process
Cellular component (GO): mitochondrion
Molecular function (GO): calcium ion binding; glycerol-3-phosphate dehydrogenase (quinone) activity
Source: RefSeq, a predicted model, not a curated record